Molecule: messenger RNA, 1140 nt
Organism: Bufo bufo (common toad)
Lineage: Eukaryota; Metazoa; Chordata; Amphibia; Anura; Bufonidae
Product: forkhead box protein I1c-like
Exons: 2
Coding region: 1-1140 (379 amino acids)
Biological process (GO): regulation of transcription by RNA polymerase II; cell differentiation; anatomical structure morphogenesis
Molecular function (GO): DNA-binding transcription factor activity, RNA polymerase II-specific; RNA polymerase II cis-regulatory region sequence-specific DNA binding
Source: RefSeq, a predicted model, not a curated record
AUGAACUCAAUUCAUCUUCCAGCUCAUCAGAGAUCUACAAGCCUUCAUCAGACUCACCCAAAAAGUUCACAGGAAGCCACAGAGAUGGCAGUAUACUGUGACAACUUCAGCAUGUACCACCAGCAGAACUUACAUUCUUCUCAAAGGGCGGCCAACUAUGGAAUUGGGGAAUAUCCACCUUCAACUAACCCUUACUUAUGGCUUGGUGGGCCAGGAGUCAAUAAUGCAUCAAGCUACCUUCAUGGAAGUAACCCAAAUUCUUAUAUGCCACCUUCGUAUGGAUCUCAGAGACAGUUCCUGCCAAAUUCAUCAGGUUUCAGUGGGACAGAUCUUGGAUGGUUAUCCAUAGCUUCUCAAGAGGAACUUCUGAAGUUAGUGAGGCCUCCAUACUCUUACUCGGCCCUCAUUGCUAUGGCCAUACAAAAUGCUCCAGAGAAGAAACUAACCCUGAGCCAGAUAUACCAGUACGUGGCAGACAAUUUCCCUUUUUACAAAAAGAGUAAAGCCGGAUGGCAAAAUUCUAUUCGACACAACUUGUCUCUGAAUGACUGCUUCAAGAAAGUUCCAAGAGAUGAGGAUGACCCAGGCAAGGGCAAUUACUGGACCUUGGAUCCCAACUGUGAGAAGAUGUUUGACAAUGGGAAUUUUCGCCGGAAAAGAAAGCGCAGGUCAGAAUCCAACAACACUGAUGCUGUCACAGCUAAAGGUGAAGAAGGUCGCGUGGCCCUAGGGAGGAAAGGUGGUGAUAGCCCAUCUAUGAUGACCCCAUCAUCUCCAGAGAUGGAAGCCUCCUCAGAUGAUCGGAAGAGCACAUCUCCCCCUGGAAUCACCUCUACCCCUUGUUUGAAUAACUUUUUUAGCAGUAUGACCUCCUCCUUGGACUCCAGCUCAGUAAAUAGACAGAUGUCUCUGGGGCUGGUCAAUGAACUCUCUCAGAGGAACAUUACUGGAUUAAGCAGUUUCACCUCAGGCCCCAUGGUUGAACCAUCUGCAGAUUUGCAGGACAGUUUGCACCUCAACAGAGGCACCUACUAUAAUUCUUUCACAGGCUCCAAUCAAAACAGCCAAUUUAACAGCCAUUUUUACAACAAUUUCAGUGUCAACAGCCUCAUCUACUCCAGGGAAGGCAGCGAAGUGUAA